Molecule: messenger RNA, 1224 nt
Organism: Zea mays
Lineage: Eukaryota; Viridiplantae; Streptophyta; Magnoliopsida; Poales; Poaceae
Exons: 1
Coding region: 313-888 (191 amino acids)
Source: RefSeq, marked predicted
GCCGCCACAACCUUUCUCCCUCUCCUCUCCUUUCAGCCAACGUGCGGCUCCAGCAGGGAGCCUUUCUCCCCAAGCGCAUAGAAGCAUCUCCUGGCGUCUUCCCCUUCCCAGCGUAGGAGCAAGGGCUUCCCAUGGCGGCCUCCCUUGUGACAUCUCCCCCUACAGGUUCCAGGUCGGCGCCCUUCUCUAGCCUGGACUUGUAGCGCCUGAUGCCCAUCUUCGCCCUCUGCUGUCGAAGGCACGGGCACCAUUUUCCCCCAUGGCCGAGCUCAACACCUGCCAGGACAAGCUGCGGGCCCCUCUGCUCCAGCCAUGGCGUGGGACCUUCUCUGGUUGGAGCUCGAGCAGGUGAGCUCGCCCCAUGGCCUUGGCUCCUUGUUUGCUUGCUGCACGUACGCUCCCUCUCCCAUCUGGCUUUCUGCCCUUCUCAAGUCCGGCCAUCCCCGCCUUGCCGUGGAUUUCCUCGAGCAGCCCCACCUGGCCGCCAUCCUCCUCAGAUCGACCUCCCCUUUUUGUGUAGCUCACCAUCUCCCCAUACGCGCGCUAGCUGGACGCCAUCCGAGCUCCGCCAGCCGGUCUGCAACUCCCUCUCGCUGCUUCCCUUGGACGCCGGAGCUCCAAGGUCGUACCUCCGUCUCCAUGGCCGACCAGCAAACCUCGAUGGACGAGCUCUCUAGCACUUUCCUCUCCUAUGGCGCGCCUGCCCCCAUGGAUGAAGCCCCAGUUUGCCGGUCUCCUCUCUGCUCCAUGGCCGAGGGCCCAUUCCCUAGCACCCUCCUCGCAUGGGCAGGCUGCGGGUGCUCGGCACCCCCCUACCAACCUUCGCCGAGUUCGGCCACCCCUCCUCGUCCUUGUGAUAGUAGCAGGUGCUCGACAAAAUGCCUGUGAGAGGCUUGGUGUUGUGGACAACCCCGUCCGCGACGUCGUCGACCCCCGGUGAGGCACCCCGCUAUCCUUGCUGUUUUUGCGUCCGUAGUGUUCGACGAUAUGCCAAAUUCAUGAACUCUUGUGUUAUCGCAGCAGCCAUCGAUGUCGCGCUUCGAGCUGGUCCGUUCAGCGAAAUGUCGAGCCACGUGGACAGCCCCUGUGACUAGUCCCAUUUCGCUUAGGUUAUUUUCCUUGUGGUUUGUUCUACUUAUAAAAUUGGUCGAUAUCGUGUAUGUACAUGUGUGUAAAUAAAAAAAAUUAAGCGAAUUAUGCUUGUUUGAUGUGGUGAGAAGAAUU